Cyphellophora europaea CBS 101466 is the source of this 474-nucleotide messenger RNA. RefSeq lists its product as uncharacterized. The record is from RefSeq and is a predicted model, not a curated record. The coding region runs from base 1 to 474 and encodes 157 amino acids. The transcript is spliced from 2 exons. NCBI's taxonomy places the organism in Eukaryota, Fungi, Ascomycota, Eurotiomycetes, Chaetothyriales, Cyphellophoraceae.
AUGUCUUCCCAACAAGGACCCAACAGCGGCGGCGAUCUCUUCGACAUGGCGAAGGAUGGCACAAAAGUCCCUGAGUCCGCUGCUCAGCCCAACCUCAUUCCCUCAAAGCCUAGGCCAGACCAGAUUGCUUCCGCCAGCGACCCAAAUCAGAUUGGCGGAGCGAACCUCGCCGAAGCGGCUGACAACCAAGGCGAUAUCCCAAGAUCCACGCGCGACGUUGAUCACCAAGAAAUCCUGACCGGGACAGGAGAUGCCCUUCCCGCCCAGACCAUGGGCAAGCGUCUGCACAAUGUACCCGGCGGAGUGACUCAAGACCCUCAGGCGAAGGGUAGCACAAGAUUUGAGGCGCACAAGGCUGGCGACAGCGACAUCACCCGAGGCGCGACUGAAGGCUCGCUGGUUGACCAGGACGCUGUUGGCUUGGAGAACCUGACGCCGGAGCAGGCUGCAGACAAGGUCGGGCACAAGGAGUAA